Symbiodinium sp. CCMP2456 is the source of this 345-nucleotide messenger RNA. Lineage: Eukaryota; Dinophyceae; Suessiales; Symbiodiniaceae. The record is from the annotation of a GenBank genome assembly.
AUGAUGCUGCAUCGCUUAGAUCAAACCACAAGCGGGAUCGUCCUGUGCGCCAAGACGAAGGCGGCUGCCAAAGCUUGUGCUGAGCAGUGGCACGAGGACGAUUGCAAGAAGGAGUAUUUGGCCAUCGCACUCGCUGAUGGUGAAUGCUCCCUGCGUCGUGUCGGCGCGACAACGGUGGUCGAUGUUCCGAUUGGUCCCGACCGGCAAUCGGACGACCCUGUCCGCCGAGCGAUCAACCUGGAAGAGGGCCAGUCUGCGGCAACACGUUUCGAGGUUCUAGCCACUGGCGCGGAUGGGGCUUUGCUUCUGGCCUGUCGUCUCGAGCGCUCGGGACGCACCCACCAG